Molecule: messenger RNA, 2232 nt
Organism: Tetrahymena thermophila SB210
Lineage: Eukaryota; Ciliophora; Oligohymenophorea; Hymenostomatida; Tetrahymenidae
Product: Serine/Threonine kinase domain protein
Exons: 3
Biological process (GO): autophagosome organization; autophagy; protein autophosphorylation
Cellular component (GO): autophagosome; cytoplasm
Molecular function (GO): protein serine/threonine kinase activity; ATP binding
Source: RefSeq, a predicted model, not a curated record
AUGAAUCAAGAAAAUUCGGAUGAAUAAAAAAAAAGAAAUUAAAAUAGCUCAUCCACAAUAAUCAAUGGGUAUGAGAUAUUUGAAAUAUUAGGGAAAGGAUCAUUUGGAUAGGUAUUUAAAGCUAAGAAAAAUGGAAAAAUAUAUGCUUUAAAGCUCCUUGAUCUUCACAUGAUCAAGCAAAGAAACAUAGAGAGGUUUGUUUCAAAUGAAAUAAACUUGAUGAAAAAAAUGAACCAUAAAAAUAUAGUAAAAAUAUAUGAGACCUUUUAAACAACAAGUGUCAUAUUUUUAGUAUUAGAAUACUGCAAUCAGGGAACAUUACUAAGCUAUAUUUCUAAAAAAAAGCCAAAAGUAGAAGAGUGUGUUGAUUUAUUUAUAUAAAUUUUAGCAGGAGUAAAGCAUAUUCACGAAAAGGGCAUAUUGCAUAGGGAUCUUAAGCCUGAAAAUAUGUUUCUUCAUGACGGAGUUCUAAAAAUUGCUGAUUUUGGAUUAGCUUAAUUUGAAUAAGAUGAUUUCGUCUACUGUGGGACAAGCUUUUAUAUGGCCCCUGAAGUACUUGAAAGAAGAUAGGUAACUUAUAAAAGCGAUUUAUGGAGCUUGGGUAUUGUGCUUUUUUAUAUGAUUUUUCGUAGACUUCCUUUCUAUAGCAAAUAAAAUCUUCUUAAGAUAAUUAAAGAACACACAGACCCUUAUUUUAAUAUACGUAGAUAUUUUAAAGGGAAUGAUGCAUAUUUAAACAUGAUUGAUUUGGAGCUAGAUGAUUUUUUUUAAAAAGUUUUAGUUUUUGAUAUUAAUAAAAGAAUCUAGUUUAAAGAAUUAUUCAAUCUCUCAUUGAUUGAAAAGCAAAUGAAAGAAGAAGAUUAAAAAGUUUCUUUUAUUUUUUAUAGUAAUUUGGAUAACAACAUAGUAGAUAAAGGAAUAAAUGUCAGCCUAUAAGAUGAUAUUGAUCAUGCCCAUUCUGAUUAAAGAAAAUUGUUCUAAGAUUAAUCAAAUUAAGUUGGCUAAAAAUAAAUCACCGAUUAGAAGCCUAUUAGUAACAAUGGUUCAAAUAAUAAACUUGAAACAAGAAGCUCAUAAUUAAAUCCAAAUUUCUAAAUUUAGAUAUCCUAUUCUUCUAUUUAUGAAGAUAUACCUGAAGAUGAUUCCCCUAACAUUUAGAGUAUUUAUCCUAUUAAUAAUUUAACUCAUUUUGAUAAAAAGAAAUAGGAAGAUCUAGUAAAACAGGUUUCUAAAAACCUAGAUCCAAAUAAAAUUUAUAUCUAACCUAAUAAUUUUAGUUAAUCAAGAUAAAGUAUUUCAUUUUUAGAGCAUCUAAAUCCUAAAAGAUUUUCUUACGAAGAUGUUUUAACCCCAAAUAUUUUAUCUGAUUUUGAAGUCAUUUAGCCUGUGACCUCUCCUAUAACACUUUCUGUUACAAAAAAUGAACUUGAUCCAAGCAACUAAGAUAUAAUUUAGCUAUGCAGUUAGAUUAAAUCAUCUAUUUUGCAUUUAUUCUCUUUUGAUUUUCAAAAAGAUUUUUCAUUCGAAGUUAAUCAAUUGAAAGUGACAGUUUAUAAAUAUUCACUGCUAGGUGAAAUUUUAAAUAAAUUGGCUGAAUUUAGACUUGGAUACAGCACUCAGUGUUUGUUAAAUUUUAUACUAAGUAAACUGAUAGUUUUUAUUAUAAAUAGUGCUAUACAAUAUUUUGAUAAAAUUAGUCUAGAUUUCUAAAAAUAAGAAAACUCUAAAAAAAUAUAAUCUAUGUUACUUAAUGAUUUGAAAAGUUGGGAAAAUAAACUUUUAGUCUAUCGUAAUGGAAUAGAUUUAGAAAAUGAUAUAAAAUAGCAGGCUCUAAGAGAUAUGAUAUCUGACGAAAGCAAGCAAUUCGCAAGCUUAAAAGAUUUAAUUUAACCUUUUUGUAUAAUCUUAGAGUUAUUAUUUAGCAUUUCAUUUUAAUUAUCAGAAUAGAACACAGAUACUGAAAAAAAUAGGUUUAGACGUUAUUGUAUAUACUUGCUUUUAGUUAUUAAUAUUUAGUAUAUUUUUGAUAGCCCUGUUUAAGAAAAAAUGUUAUUAGAAGAAUAUUUUGAAACUAACAGCGAGUUACACCCAAUAAAUUUUUUAAAAUAUAUUGAUAGUAUAGAUAAUUCGACCAAAAUAGAUCUUCUUUUGUCAAAACUUAUAAAAUUCUGCCCAAUGCAGAUAUCUAAUAUUAAAAUGAUUGAUUUUUUUACAGAUAAGAAGUAUUAUUGA